This is a messenger RNA of Stylophora pistillata, 1736 nucleotides long. Its product is annotated as WD and tetratricopeptide repeats protein 1. The record is from RefSeq and is a predicted model, not a curated record. NCBI's taxonomy places the organism in Eukaryota, Metazoa, Cnidaria, Anthozoa, Scleractinia, Pocilloporidae. Gene Ontology annotation, biological process: negative regulation of fatty acid biosynthetic process. Gene Ontology annotation, molecular function: protein binding. Gene Ontology annotation, cellular component: Cul4-RING E3 ubiquitin ligase complex; cytoplasm.
CUUGUUUCAGAAAAGUUGUUAUUAUCUCUUAAUAGGGAUGGGGACAUCUAUGCUGCUUUGCGUGACUGCCACAGAGCUCUAAGACUAGACCCAAAUCACACCAAGGCCCAUUUUCGUCAAGCUCGGUGUUUGUAUGAACUACACUGGUUCCAGGAGGCCCUCUCCUGCCUCAAUCAUUUCAAGUUGAAAUUUCCAGAGCAAGCAGAAGGAAGUGCAGCAAAAACUUUAGAGAGAGAUAUCAGAGCUGCUGCAUUUGCUGAGACUUGUGAAAACAGUGAAGAAGAGGCAAAUGCUCAGUCUGAACCACUUCCAAAUCGGCGCAGGAGGAGGCCUAGCAUUGUGUCUGAUCAAGAGAAAGACUUCCGCGCUGGAGCACUUGAUUAUGAUCAGCGGUUCUGUGGACAUUGUAACACAACUACAGAGAUAAAAGAAGCAAACUUUUUUGGCAACAAUGGGCAGUAUAUUGUGGCAGGCAGUGAUGAUGGUUCAUUUUUCAUGUGGGACAAAGAGACAACAAAUUUAGUGAGAGUUCUUAAGGGAGACGAUUCUAUUGUGAAUUGUUUGCAACCACAUCCAAGUAUGUGUCUUCUGGCUACAAGUGGAAUUGAUCCUGUUAUCAGACUAUGGAGUCCAUGUCCAAGGAGUGGAGAUAUACAAGAUAGAACUAUAGAUGAGGUUGAAGCUGCAGCAAGGGCAAAUCAGCGGAGAAUGAAUGCUGAUCCUUUGGAAGUGAUGCUUAUGAACAUGGGAUACAGAUCAAGAUUUACCAUGGGAGAAGGCAGUGAUGAAGAUGACACUGAAACCCCAAUACAGUGUCGCACUAGUUAGACACUAAAUUGCCCUUGCCAUUUAAUAAAAACUAAAACUCAAGUAAAUAGGAAACAUAUGGACUUAAGAUAAUUACGAGUUGAAAAAGCUGUCCAGUUUUGUACAUUUGUUGCAAGCCUCCCACAUGCUCAUUUUUCAGUUGAUUGGGUAUCAGUGGUAGUGACUCCCUGGUGAUAGACAAGAAGGAAAUGUUGGCCUUUGGAAAAGGUGGCAUUCUUUUGAAAGGGGUAAUGUCUUGUAAGGGCUUUAGAGAAUGUCUCCAUGGAUGGGUAUUUUUUAAAAUCAGACAUGAAUGGUUUAGUUAUUGAGAUGCUCAUGCUUUCCAAGGCCAUAUUGAGUAAUAAAUUUAAAGCCUUCUUUUGUGCAAGAAAUGACUCAAUGUUUUUGCUCCCACUUAGCCUUCUACUCCUUUGCUUAAAGUUCGCUAAUUUAUGGAAGGACAGGUGUCCAAUAUCAGGUCAUCAUACAUUUGAACUCUUCAGGACAAGUUGCUGACCAGCUGUCUGAAGACUUCUCUGUCAGGUCUAUUAAAUCCCCCUUAAUGUUGGUUGGGAGAGUUUUCAUGUAAUUUUGUUUGUUACAUGUUUAUUGAAUUGAGCUUGGAAAUAAAUGUCACUGAGCGGUAGUAUCUUGGUAAAGCUCAGAAGGCCCUGGUGGUUUUGAAAUAUUUAUAAAGUGGAUCUUUUAAAUGACAUCAGUGAGGUUGCCUUUGUUUUCAACGUUUAUUUUGUCAUUUGUUUUGCUGGUAAAACUGGGUAGAUCGAUUGUAGAAAGAGCUAACAAAUAAUGGUAUUGCAGAAAUUAACAACAACAAAAGCUGAAUUUUACUUCUUUGAUGUGUGGUAGCACAUAAUAGGUAGUUGAAAAUGGAGGAAAUGAUUUACAAUAAAUUCAAUUCUCAAAUCUGA